GUUGAAUCGGAGGAUAAUACUCAUGAUGAAAAUCUAUAUAAAGCAGAGAGAUUUCCGUGAAUAAACAAUCUCUCAAGCUCAAUCAGCCAUUUAGACAACAAUCAUACGAAGAGUUCAAUAUCACCAACUUCACCGUCAAAAUGAGGUUCUCUACCAUCACAGCCCUUCUCUCCACUAGCGCAGGUGUCCUCGCAGCCGGUCCCAGCGCUACAGCCAAGAAGGCCACAGCCAUUGAGUCCAUCACGGGCGACAACGGCAUCACUACUCCCCUCCCCAUCCAGCCCGGCAUGGUCGACGACUGCGACGCCUUCUACUACGUCAAGCCCGGCGACAACUGCCUGAUCAUCUCCGCCCAAUUCGGCAUCUCCUUUGACCAAUUCAAGGAAUGGAACCCCACCGUCGGCAAGGACUGCCUCAGCCUCUGGGCCGAUGCCAACGUUUGCGUCCGCACCAUUGGCUUUGAGUACCCUGAGACCGCUGCUUGCUAUGUCAAUGAGGAUAUUCUUCCUUGGGGAAGUAACAAGGUUGCUGCUGCGAAGGCUGCCACCGAGUGGUGCAGCAACGGCGCUCAAGGGGUUUACAACAUUGGUGAGAAGAGGACCAAGUGUGUUGAUGCGCCCUCGGGUGAUGGCAAGUUCAUCUUUGAGAUCUACAAUGAGUGGGGAAUUCGACAAGGUCUUCCUUCCAAGGAGUGUCAGAAAAACCUCCUUCUUCCCAUCUCAAAGUGCACCGACGGAGGUCAGGGACGGGUCAAGAGCUGGCACACAGAGACUUAUCUCGAGAAGGGCAAAUGCUAAGUCUCAAACAGUCAUUCUUGAAUGACGAUGUCUUCAAAACACAUUGCUUUCUUUCGACUUCUCUCAAAAAUAGGGGGUUCGGAGCCCAUGACUAUCAUGACAAAUCAGUAGUCAUCUACCUGGUUUUGUUCGUCGGACUAACAAUUACCAUCUUCAUAGUAUAUAAUAUGAUAUCUUGUGCUAUCUAUCCAAGCUUACUGUCACUCCCUUUUCCCUCUCAGCUCGGUGCAUGAUUGAAACUU
Molecule: messenger RNA, 1039 nt
Organism: Fusarium odoratissimum NRRL 54006
Lineage: Eukaryota; Fungi; Ascomycota; Sordariomycetes; Hypocreales; Nectriaceae
Exons: 2
Coding region: 141-797 (218 amino acids)
Source: RefSeq, a predicted model, not a curated record